AUGAUGCUGGGUCGAGGUGGAGCGACGCCAGUGGUAGGGCUCGUGGGUGCCCGUGCGUCCUCUGUCAGCGGCCCCAUAGCCACCUUGGCUGCCGUGCAGAAGGUGCCACAAAUCUCCAUGGCCUCUACCAGCCCCAGUCUCUCAAACAAAGCGGCGUAUCCGUUCUUCUUGCGCACGGUGCCGCCGGACAGCCUUCAGGCGCUGGCACUCUGGCAGUGGAUCUUGAAAUUUGAUGUCCCCCUGGCUACCUGCUUAUACUCCUCCGAGAGCUAUGGACAAGGCCUCUUCAAUGAGAUCUUAGACCUUGCGCGAGAGGAACGGCAGCCGGAUCGCUUGCAGGGUCGCGCAAUACGGUACAUGCCUCGAGAGUUUAGCCAUGAAGAGGCCACUGGGCUCCUGUUUAGCCACCCAUCAAUAAGGACAGCACGUUAUCGACUAUAUGUCGCCACUAGUUCCUAG
This is a messenger RNA of Symbiodinium necroappetens, 459 nucleotides long. Lineage: Eukaryota; Dinophyceae; Suessiales; Symbiodiniaceae. The record is from the annotation of a GenBank genome assembly.